Messenger RNA from Pocillopora meandrina, 11942 nucleotides. The record is from the annotation of a GenBank genome assembly. Lineage: Eukaryota; Metazoa; Cnidaria; Anthozoa; Scleractinia; Pocilloporidae.
AUGGAAAAGGCUUCCGAAAGCAAAACAGGUGGAGAAACCGUUGAGAAUUUUUCAGCUCGGCCGUAUCAAGUGGAGCUUCUAGAGCGGGCGAAGGAAAGGAACACCAUCGUAUGUCUGGGCACAGGAACUGGCAAAACGUUUAUAAGUGUCAUGCUCAUAAAAGAACUCGCUCAUGAAGUAAGAGGAAACUAUAAAGACGGCGGGCGAAGAACUUUCUUCCUUGUAAAUACAGGUAUCUGUAUAUGUUUUGUCUUUUUGAGAUCGGCUUUACCUUGGGGGAGUGGGUACGAUAUCUCAGCGAGGGUCGGGCCGGGGUUGUGAAGAGGGGUAGUGGCGGUCCUCGCAUACGGUUUAAAUACAAUUCAAUGGAAAUAGAGGAAAUGAUCAUAGAUCUUUCCUUGUUUUGGUCUGAUUAUGAUAUCUAUGAACUUUCGAUGCCAGAAACUAAAAUAUAAGAUCAAGAAUGUGGUUUACAUUCUAGUAAAAUCUUUAUUUAUUUAAAGAGGGUAGCACUUAAUAGCCAAAAGGCUAAUAAACUUGAAGCCCUUAUAGAAUACAUAUGAUAAUACUAAUACAAAUUUAGAUAUCCAGAAGUAAAAAUAAAUACAUUAUUAAAGAAAUAAAAGAACAGUUGAAAAAUUAAAAAUCCUAUGAUAAAAUCUAACAUAAAGUAGAUCUCAAGGAUUAAAUGACAGAGUCAUGAAACUGUAAAAAGGAACCUAUUAAACUAUAAAAUGAUUCAAAUUCUGUUGACUUCUGAGAAAAAAUUGCCUUAAGGCAUUUUUAACACUUUGUACAGAUGUCUUCUGUCAUAAGGUGAUAAGUAAACUGUUCCAUAGUUGACAUAUGGUAACCUUGAAAGUUUUGCCGCCAACUAAUUUACGUUUUAACUUUGGGCAUACUAAGUUAUAGUUUGCAUUCCCAGUGUUACAAGAGUGAAGAACACUAUUAUAUGUUAAAAGGCUACUAAUAUAUGCAAAUGAUUCUCCUCAAAGUCUCUUAAAUGCAAUUAGACAUUUGGAAAUUUUAGCCUCCUCAUGAAAUUUAAGGUGAUAAAAAGAAUGAAAAACAAUGGGUCCAGAAUACUUCCCUAAGGGACACCAUGCUUAAUCACAGAAGGUUCAGAGUCACUGCCAUCAAUAGAGACAACUUGUUGCUGUUUAUUAAAUAGGAUCAGAGCUGAGCUGUUUUCUAAAUUUAGACUGACCAUGGUCAGAUAAGGUUGUUCUCAGACAGACUGGCAUAGAAACAGUCAUGGAUAUAACAUUCAACCACUUUUGAAAGCACUGGAAGGACUGAUAGUGGGAAACUGGAACGAUCAUCUUUUUUGCCACCUUUGAAGAAAGGAGUGACUUAUGCUUUCUUCCAUCACUUAAGGAACACUCCAUUCUUAAUGAAAAAAUUUAUAAGCCGGGCAACAGAAGGCACUAUUUCAAGAGCUGCUAUCCUCAAUAAUUGUAAUCUGUUACAAUUAAUACCAACAGCUUGAUCAGGACUGAUACUCAAAAAAAUUGUAUUGACAAUGGAUGGUGUUACUGUAGGAACAGGAAAUGGCACAUCAGGGUUUUUUCUUGAAUUGACAAAGUUGUGUAGGUUGUCAAAAUUCCAGUUGACACUUGGCAAAGUAGAUCUUAAACUUCCAGUCAUGGAUGCAAAAUGUCUGCUAAAUAGAUCAGCCAUGCCUUUUUUGUCAUCAGUAAUGCAGUCACCAUCUUUGAAGCAACUGAAAGAUUUUGCAUUCUUUUUGCCACCUGUUAAAGAUUUAAUUGUCUUACACAUUGACUUGGAAUUGUUCUUGUUGGCAUCAAAAGUAUCAUUAAAAUAUUCACAUUUAGCAUUACAAAUGACUCUGACAGCUUUGUUUCUCUCAACUUUAUACUUUCUUCAGUCAUCAGAAGAACAUAAAAUCCUUGCAGCUUUGAGAUAGGUAUCUCUGAGAUGCAGUUGAUCUAAAGUGGGUUUGGACAUUCAAGGAACUUCUUGAAGCUGUUUCACACAUUUCUCACACCAAGGACAAUGCUAUUCAAGCACUGAGUUAAAUAAGGAUUACCAGGAUUCGAGCAUAUAGUCUAUAUCAUCAAACAUAAACACUGUAUCCUAAGGGGCUUGCUGGAGAGCUUAUUUAAAUUCAUCUUUUUCAGAGUCUUUCAUGUCCUGUUAUUCUGACUUCCUUAAGUCGAAAGGAGCUUGAGGGUUCUAGAGGAAAUCUACUCCCCUUUUAACUAACUUGUUCUUCCUUUUUUUCCAGUUCCACUAGCCAGCCAACAGGCAAAAGCAAUUGCAAAACAUACUGACUUGAAAGUCAGGCAUUAUGUUGGAGAGAUGGGAGUAGAUUUCUGGAAGAAGCCCACUUGGGAAAAUGAGUUCAAUAAAUUCAACGUUCUGGUCAUGACAGCUCAAAUAUUCCUCAACCUGCUGUCACAUAGCUACAUACUUCUUUCACAAGUGAAUCUCUUGAUCUUUGAUGAAUGCCACCACGCCAAGAAGAAUCAUCAUUACAGACAGAUAAUGCAGUGCUUCAGCAAUUGCCCACAGCACCCAUUACCCAAAGUUAUGGGUUUAACUGCCUCGAUAGUAAAUGGAAAAGUAAAACCUUAUAAAAUUGAAUCAGAGAUCCAAGCGCUGGAACGCACAUUAAGAUCUACAUGCGAAACAAGUCAAGAUGAUGAUGUUGAAAAAUAUGCUGCUAAACCCAAAGAACUGGUCCUUGUUUACCCAAGCCAGAGCACUGAUGAAAAUGUGAACAUUUUGAUCAAGAAACUGUCAGAUGUCUUAACAAAAGGAAUUGAUCUUCUUUGCAACCCUCGGGUGUCCAGCUGUGAUGAACAUGCGCACCGGAAUGCUAAGUUGGCCUUGAUGGAAUGUAAGGAGACAUUGGAUGAAUUGGGCCCUUGGGCUGCAUUUAAAGUGGCGGAAUACUUAAUCGAGGAUCUAGGUGUGGUACAGUUUCAGUUUUAGAGAUAAAUGUAACUAUGCCCCAAGUUCAAGUCAAGUUUUUAAAAUCAUAGUACAGUCAACAUGAACCAAAUAUUAGUUUCCAAAAAGAAGGGAAAAAAUCUCAUGCCUCCAUUUCCAAACAUUUUGGCCAUGUAGGAUUGGUUUUAAAUUUUGCUUUAAAUCAUUACAUCCUAACAUCAGUAUACAUGUUCUCCAAACUGUUCUCUAUAUAUUUCUUAAUGUGCUGACAAGGAGAACUUGUUUAACAAUCAACAGCUUCUUUAGGUGGUGAUCAUUUCCUAUAUUCUUACCUUAUUGGUUGAUUCAGGCUGGCGUUAUAUUGUAAGAAGAAAUUGGAUGCUAGUCACUCUGAGGGUCAAAAAGUUCAACCUACAGAACAGAGAUUGACUUAAUGUUUAUUGGAAAAGAAUCAGAGUGUGCCAAACUCUCUGCUCAUAAGACUGAAUUAUUCCAAUUCAAGCAAAAUUAACCUGAGAUGGAUAAAAAUGCCUUUGUUGGCAUCUUUUGAUAAACUGGAAUGGAAUGCACUUAUAAACCUUGAUCUUUUCUUGUAGACAGAGCAUGUGAGUGUAGUGCCAACCAGCUGCGUCAACUGCGAAGAACUUACUGUAAUUUUACUGAAAAUGAUGGGUCUGAGGACAGUGAACAUUGCUACUUCAUGCCUAAACUUGAAAAACUUCUGAGUGUUUUCAGGGAGUUUGCUAACUCACAGCAUGAAGGUAAGGAAUACUCUGCUGACUGCUUUAUUUAUGAAACUUACUUUUUUAUCUCCUUCAUGGAGACCAAAACAGAAGAUUAGCAAAGUGGAUAUUUUUGCAUUUCUUAUCACAAGUUGACCCUUUCAUGCCUAAGAUCUCUCCAAACCUUCCUAAAAAUUUCAACCCUGAGACUCUGUGUUAAAUUUCAAGACAUCCACUGCCCAUUAUUUUUCUCUCUUCUCAGCUCCUUCAUAUUUGAAUUGUAAUGUUAUAAUUUAUAACAACUUUAUUGGGUACGUCUACGAAUAGACGGACGCCAAUUGGGUUAGUGCAGCGGGACAUGGAGUCCCAUACGGGGCACUACCCCUCUUAAAUCCACCCAACCCAACCCAGGGGAGGACAUCCAUCACACAGUAAUCUCGUGCGUGGGAAAUUAACGUCUCCUACCCCAAACCCUGCAGGAGACGGGACCUCCGGCUUAACGUCUUAUCCGAGAAGACGAAGCAAGGUGAGUGAAGCGGCUUGCUUAAGGCCACAACAUAGUGCCCUGGCCAGGACUCGAACCCGGGCCGUCCGACCCAGAGUCCAGCGCUCAGACCACUGGACCACUCACGCCUCCGUUAUUGUGAGGAGAAAUUUGUUUUGGUUUGCUCUUAGCAGUAAGAGGUGAAAUGGAACCCUCUAUCAUAGUAACAGCAAUAAAAUCAAUAAUAAUAUUUGAUGGCACUAAUAUUGAUAAUAGUGGUGCUAAUAAAAAAAAGUGUUGAUGAUAAUAAUAGCACCAUAAUGAUUACAAUUUUUAUAGUAGGAAAUUUAAAAACAAAAAUGAUGAUAAUAGCAACCAUAAUAAUCUCUCAGGGGAGAUCAAUAUUUAGAGGACAUUUUGAACUUCUGUAACCAUCUCCUCAUUCAAUCAAGAAAAGGCUUUCAGUUGUAGAACAAUCACAAGGGCAGAAGGAUCAAACAUGGCUACAUCUGCUACCCAGCUUCACCUUAAGGAAGAUUUAGCUAAUUGUUAAUAACGAUAUUAAUAAUAAUGAUCUUAUAGGUUUAUUUUUUGUUUUUUGUUAAUCCCUACACAAUCAAAAGCCAGCUUUUAAAUUGGAUCUUUCUUGAAAUCUGUUUUCUGAAUUCAAUGUGCAAGAGUGGUUUUUGAAUGCCACUCUGCAAAACAGCUUGGUGAUUCCCAGUUUGGUUAUUUUGCAGCAUCUGAAGAGGAGAAGACCCUCUGUGCCAUUGUCUUUGUUGAAAGACGAUACACAGCUCUGAUCCUCAGUAAACAACUUAACAUGGCUGCCAAACUAGAUCAGGAGCUCUCAUUCAUCAAAAGUAACUUUGUGAUUGGUCACGGCACAGGUGCAAAGGUUAACUACUCCAGUAAUGCAGAGAUGAAUUUUAAGAAACAGGAGGAAGUGCUGCGCAAGUUCAGAAAUGACAAGAAAAGACAUGAAUUCAAUGUGCUGAUAGCCACCUCUGUUGUUGAGGAGGGAUUAGAUAUUCCCAAGUGCAAUGUUGUCUGCAGGUUUGAUUUCCCAAAGAAUUAUCGUUCCUAUGUACAGUCAAAGGGCAGAGCUCGUGCCAAAGGUUCCAGGUACUACAUGCUGGUGGAUGAAAAAGAGCAAGUGGAAAAAGAGAAUGAAUUGGAGGUACAUUUUUUAAUGUAAUAAAGUCAGUAAAAAUCCAUACCUAUCCUGUAUUUUGGUGAUUGUCAUUGAUAAUGUUUCGCGGAGGUUGUAGAGCACCAGACUGUGGUGUGGGAGAUUGAAGGUUCAAGCACCAGACUGCCAACCAAAACUCAGGGUCUUAGAAUAACUGAGAAGUGUGCUACCUUUGCUAAGACAUCUGCAAAUAGUUAGACAUUCUAGUCAACUCGGAAAAGGAUAAUAAGCUGUAAGCCUCUGUAAUGUAAGCCUAAUAAGGAUAAUAAGCCGUAAGCCUCUCUCCUCUGUAAUGAUUGGCAGGGGACAUUAAGGAACCCAUGUAUUUCUCACAAAGAAUAGGGAAUGUAGAUGUCACUCAUAGUCUGGCCUUUUACAUUGUUUAUUUAGACCAGCUUUAAGCUGAGCUGAGAAAGUUGGUUUGAAUAUUGCAAAUAAACACAUAUUAACCUGAGCGAAUGACAGUAACAAAUGUACACUCUUAGGAAGCUUUUUAAAAAUGACUUAUACCCUAGAUGUUGCGUGCAAUUGAGAAAACCUUGUUGGAAAGAUGCCAUGAUCGGUUGCAGCCAUCAGUGGAGGAGUGUAAUGAAUCAGUAGACACAGAUUUCUUGCUGCCGUACAUACCAGUAAAUGGCAAGGGAGCUAGAGUAACUAUGAGCAGUAGUGUUUCUCUACUUUCAAAGUAAGUGCAAGGAAUUUAUUAACUUCCAAUUUUGAGGUGGUUUUAGAUUUAAGAUUACCGGUAUUGGUUGAGUUCUUUAUUGUUAAGUAAUGUAAGUGUAAAAAAGGAAGAUGUGCCAUCUACGGGUAACAAACUUGGGCUCCUAUUGUGAAAGGGGUGAUUUGUAUUUACCAUGAGUAUUGCUGUAAAGCCAGCUGCUUGCUUCCCCACAAAACUCAAGAUCACCCUGUAGCAACAACAAACUGAUUAAUAAUUGACAGCUCUCCAUUGUUCUCCUUUUCUGGAGGCAACUGGUACAAUUUACCGCUUGUAUUACCUCUUAUUUUUCACCAAAAAUCAAGUUCAAAUUAAGGGAGUACACUGCCUCUUUAAAAGCUCUUACACCACAUCAACAUAAAAGUUAUGCUCUUUUAAAUUUUAACUUAAAUUUAAAUUUUAUAUUUAAUAUAAAGAAGAUUAAUUACUUAUUAUAAACUUUAUAAACCUUGAUUUAUAUCAAUAUUUCUACUUUUGUUGUUUCAGGUACUGUUCAAAGCUUCCAGGAGACCGGUUUACUCAGCCCAGGCCAGUUUACAAGGUCGAAGAAAUUAGGAAAGAUGGUUACAAGUGUAAACUAACACUCCCAACAAACUGUCCACUACGUGAAGAUAUAAUAGUGAGUUUGGAGGACUUCUCUUUUUUUAAACAAAGAAAUAUAAACCUUACCACAGAAAUAUGCUUAAUUUCACUGUCAUUCUCAUUGGCUAUUGAUGUUUAUCUGUCUUCUGAUUGGUUAUUAGUACUCUGGUUUUGGUUUUGUGACUCUCAACUCAAAACUGCUCUCAUUCUCUGAACCAAGCUUCAAGGAAAAGCAUUUGCUUGGGAAUUAACCCAGUUACUCCAAGGUUCUGCAAGCAAUUUUCCCUACUAACUGCCAUACAUUUCCUUGUAAAUUGGAGAGGAGAAUAUGAUGUUAUAUCAAGACAACACCUUAAAGCUGAUGAAUUUAUAUGUUCUCAUAACCUGUUUGCAAUGCAAGAUAUUGGAAUUACAAGAAGAAAUUACAUGUUAAUUGCUCACAUGAGAAUCCUGUCUCUCUGUAUUUCAUCAGGGUGAACCAAUGCCAAGUAAGAACCAAGCCAAGAUGGCAGCUGCACUCAAAGCCUGUGAACUGCUUCACAAGAUUGGUGAGCUUGAUGAUGACCUAUUACCAAAGCAGACUUUAUCUGACGAGGAAAGUGGUUUGGAAGAAGAAGAAGAAGCAGCAGCUGAGCCCGGUGGAAAGAAACCAAAAGCUGGAACAAAGAAGAGAAGACGUCAGUAUGUGAGAAAGGUAAGUAGUUGAAUUAUCGUAAAAAAUUGCCCACCCAUGCACGGUAGGGUGGGCAGGGCUGGAGAAAGUUCCACGACGGUGCGUACGGCCUCGCGAGGUGCGAGCUGAAAAAAACAAGGAGGAAUGAACGAGAGCGGGUAUCAUAUGAUGAAAUGCUUAUUGGUUGAUUUAAGCCGGGCCGAAAGGAAAAAUAUUUCUUUCUUGGUCUUGACAUAAGCACGUUGCUGUGCUUGGUUCGUAACCCAGGACCGAGGGCAAAAUACUCUCCCAUUCGGCCCUCCCGCUCAGCCAAUAAGCAUACACUAUUGCACCCCAGAUUAUCCCAAAGAUUUCGUAGGACUGAGUAUAUAGCUUAUUUUUUGUAUCGCCGUUGGCAGAGCGUUCGAACAUGAAACUCAAGUUCGAAUCCUUACUAUGAACUCAAGUUUUUCCUUCGGUUACGCUAUUGACAAAUAUUUGCACUUUCUUUACCUGGCCCCUUUUGGUCGGAGAUUGGAUAAUACUAUCCACUGGAUAAAACUCUAUCCGGUGGAGAACGCAGUAUGUUUUGCUAUCACUUAUCCGCUGGAAAGCAAUUUAUCCAUUUGAUAGCGUUAUCCGCCCUUUGCACAUCUGUGACCUGAUGUUUUGUUCUUGCCCAGGUUCCUGAAGUAUUUGUCAGCAGCUUGGUACAGGAUGGACAGGAUGGUCAGCCCCAGUUCCUCACGACCAUCACCAUACAAGUCACCAAACUUACUCGGCCACAAGAGUUUGUCGUUAGUGAGCGACUGUUCCUCGAUGAAACUUGUACGUUUGGAAUGCUGACAACGAAAAGAGUUCCUUGCGUUAGUACUUGAUUAUUAAUAUUUCAUUACUUAUCAGGUAACCGAAUUCUGCUGACCAAUUUUCAAUCCAGUGUCGCUCUGUGAUUGGUCCAUAAAGCUUGCACCUCUCUUUCAGCCAAUCAGCUGCAAAAACUGAAACCAAUCACGAGUUGGUCGCCCCCGUUUUCCUGCUCUUUAGGCAGUUUGGUUGUUUUUGUUUUACUCAUUGGCUCCUAAAGGCCCACGAUUGCAGCAUAUACCACUUUUACCAGUCACACACACCAAAAAUGUUGACCUUCAUCUUACAAUGCAAUUUUUUCACUCUUCAGAUACGAUCAUUCAAACUGUAUCCUAACUAUGGCGAAGUCACGGUAUCCUUCCAGUGUCAUAGAUCUCCUUUACGUGUAAACAUCACUAAACAAGACUUGGACAUUCUUCGCGAGUUUCAUCUCUUUCUCUUCAGUCACGUUCUACGCUCUCCUGUGGAAUUCACACCUGGAAGUGUGGAUGGUUACUUCAUUGUUAUGUUGAAGGCUUCAGGAAGGAGUAUUGACUUUGAUUGCAUGAGAGAGGAGCUUUCACGCGCACCCAAACAAAGCCGUGGAAAUCUGCCCAUCGUCGUAGACGCAGUAGUAACAAAGAACUACGUUGAAUCUCCACAAAAGUACGCUGUUUUGAAUGUUUGUGACGAUCUGACUCCGAUAUCUCCGUUCCCAGAAAUGUUGCAUGGCGACACUUAUGAAGAAUAUUUUCGCCGUAAAUACGGAGAAAGGGGACGCAUUUCGAAUAGGAAUCAACCUCUGGUGGAAGUGAAAGAGCUCUCCAGUAGAGUGAAUUUUCUAGUGGACCGAAAACUAGGAACAAAAAACAAGCGCGAUGCGAUUUGUCUUGUUCCAGAGUUGUGUGACCAUAUUCCCAUUCGCGCUUCUCUUCUGAGCGUGUCUCAGAUUCUACCUUCUGUUCUACAGCGUGUUACCUCCCUCCUCCUCGUUGCCGAUCUCAAGGCCAUGGUUGCCGGUGUACGCGACACAACAGAUGAAUCAAGUCUCCCUCCUAUUGGAGCAGAAGAGAGCUCGAGAGAGGCGCCCACGGAGGUAGAAGACGAUGCGCUUUUCUCCGACAUCAGGUCGAUGUUCCGUUACACUCCACCAUCUGCUAAUCAUCCUGACUCCUCUCUCGUUCUUCAAGCUAUUACCACCACCCACAGCGGAGAUGCAUUUAAUCUGGAGAGGCUGGAGAUGCUGGGAGACUCAUUUCUGAAGCUGGCCGUGUCUAUUCAUCUCUUCUGCGCAUACAGCGAUAAAGACGAAGGCAAGAUGACCCGACGUAGGACAAACCAGAUUAGUAAUUUAGCGUUGUACCGAGCAGCGGCCAAGAAAUCUCUGGGCGAGUAUCUCCAGAACACGCAGUUGGCUCGCGACGUGUGGUGUCCUACGGGAUGUCAGUUUGGCGACGUACCACCGAAUCGCACCACAGGUAGUCCACCCAUGGAAGUUGACAGCUGGGACACGGUCGAGGCGAUGGAAGUUGACGAGACCUCAGAAAUGCGCCAGAAAUGCAACACUCAAAAGAUUGCGGACAAGUCCAUAGCUGACAGCAUCGAAGGACUUAUCGGAGCGUAUCUAAUAUCCUGUGGUUAUCUUGGCGCGUUGCGAUUUAUGAAGUUUCUGGGGCUAAAAGUUUUACCUGAAGUUGACGUCAAAGUCGACAUUGAUCCGCGGGCGGAGAAUAGUAAAUCGGGUUGCUAUGCUAGAUUUUGGCCGGAUCAGACAAAAAUAACAGCAGCGCAAGAUAAAGGAGAUAUGGUUUUCCGCCUCACUUCUGGCCUGGAAAACUUUGAAAACGAAUCAAUCUCGUACAAUUUCCAGCACAAGUUGUAUUUGGUAGAAGCGCUAACCCAUGCGUCCUACCACGAAAACCAUGUCACGCCAAGUUACGAAAGACUCGAGUUCCUCGGCGAUGCUCUGUUGGACUUUUUGGUCACGCAACAUUUAUACUUCCGUCACGUCAACUUGUCACCAGGGGAACUGACCGAUAUACGACAGGCCUUGGUGAAUAAUAACAUCUUUGCCACCCUUGCCGUAAAACACAGCUACCACAAGUAUCUGAAGCAUAUGUCUCCAAAGUGGUUCCAAACAGUGAAGAACUUUGUUGACAGAGUAGAAGAUGAGGCAGAAGAGAGGAAAAACAAUCGCCUUCAAACGGUAGGGUGAACUUUAUUCUUUAAUCCUUUACAUCAGUUUUCUUAUUCUCCAUUCUGUCCUCCAUACAUUUCCUAAGGUGCUGACAAGGAGAAUUUGUUGAACAAUCAAGAGCUUCUUUAGUUGGUGAUGGAGACGUUUCCUUUAUUCUCGUGACCUUAAAAUGUGAUUCAGGGCUGAUAUCGUAAGGAGAAAUUAGGUGCUAAUUACUCUCAUGGGCCAGAGGGUUAAUGAAUAUUUUCUCCAGUUGAUUUAUAAGGUAUGUUUCUUUGUUAACAAUUAUUUGGUAGGUCACCGCUGACCCAUUUAUUAUCGUGUCUGAAGAAGAAGAAGGAAUCGAGGCGCCUAAAGUUCUAGGUGACAUCUUUGAAUCAGUAGCAGGCGCGAUAUUUUUGGACAGUGGUAUGGAUUUGACUAAAACCUGGGGUGUGUACUACCGCAUGAUGAAACCCUACAUCGGUAAGUUGGCCAUCGCCACCCGCGAGGGUGGAUCAACCUCCCAUCCUUAAAAGCCUUAUCAGCGGAGAGCUCCGAAGUUUUUUUCGCAAUAAGCAAGAAAAAGAGUAAGAAUGAGUCAGAGAAAGUACAUUCAGCAUGGAGUUUAAGAAUUCAACCCUAGCUAUCAACUCCAAAGUGUAAAGGAAGGCACUUGAAUAACGAACCUAGAGGAAAGCACUAGAAAUAUUCAUUGAUAUGAUUUUUCUAUUCAGAUCAUUACUCAGUGAACAUACCGCGAAAUCCCAUCAGACUUGUCUACGAGGAAGACGGGAAGGCUGACUUUGGGUGAGUGUACAGUUCAGUACAGUUAUGCCGGGUUGGUUGACUCUCCCUGCAUACGUCUCAGACUAACUGCGCCAAAGGUGAAAACAAUUUUUAGAGGGUAAUGGACUACAUUUUUUCCAAAAACGAUAUUUAUGAACUGUGGAAGCAGUCUUUAAAAACAUUGUUCAUUAAAGAGUGGCAGAGUGCGGGAGACCUUUUCAAAAACAUUGGCAUGUGCACGUAUACAGUGCUAGAAUUAUGCUAAAAUGGCGGAAAAUAAAACUGUUCGGCGUAAACGAAGAGCGCAAAAAUAGUGUGGCGCAACAUGAAAUUUUCAACAUUAUAUCUCGAGAUAGGGAGAUAUUGAGAAAGAUUACACAGAAUUUCGGCAGUGGCUCGGUUUUAUUUACCAAAUUGCAUGAUCUUACUCCUACAAAAAAGUUCACUAGUCCGCUCAUGAUCUGUACACCAGUCAGUAAAGCAUCGAAAAGCGCGAAUGACAACUCGCGCAUGAAAGUGGCCGCAUAAGGCUUACGUAACGCCAAGCGUUACUGGCUUUUUCAGGCGCGUCUUCUUGUGUGCGUUACUUUCAUCUCACGCGCGUAUAACGAGUCAAAGAGGCCUUGUUUGCCAAUCGGUUAUCAAACAAUGAGUUCUUGAUCACGAAUUUUCAUGUUUUUUGUUUUGCUUUGUUUUCUCUAGGAAAGCGGAGACCCUUGAUGAUGGAAAGAUUCAGCUUACUCUGAGAGUGUACUGGGGAGAGUACACUGGAAAAGGACCGAACAAGAAGAUUGCUAAAGCUAUAGCCGCCAAGCUUGCUAUUGAAGGACUGAAAAAGAAAUCUUCAGAAGAGAACGCCGCGGUA